Notothenia coriiceps (black rockcod) is the source of this 920-nucleotide messenger RNA. Its product is annotated as hsp90 co-chaperone Cdc37-like. Bases 137 to 436 code for a protein of 99 amino acids. The transcript has 3 exons. Gene Ontology annotation, molecular function: protein-folding chaperone binding; heat shock protein binding. Gene Ontology annotation, cellular component: cytoplasm. Lineage: Eukaryota; Metazoa; Chordata; Actinopteri; Perciformes; Nototheniidae. The record is from RefSeq and is a predicted model, not a curated record. Gene Ontology annotation, biological process: protein folding; protein stabilization.
UUAUGUCUGCCAACACACAAAACUAUGUGUCCACUCACAGACAGCAGAUCAGCAGUACCAGGAAGCUUUCAACGACGAGCUAGAGUCGUUCAAGGAGCGAGUUCGGGGCAGGGCAAAGAUCCGCAUCGAAAAGGCAAUGAAAGAGUAUGAGGAAGAGGAGCGGAAGAAACGCAUGGGACCUGGAGGGCUAGAUCCUGUGGAGGUGUACGAGUCACUGCCAGUUGAGAUGCAGAAAUGCUUUGAUGAUAAGGACAUCCAAAUGUUACAAGAGGCUAUUAGCAAAAUGGACCCAACGGAGGCGAAGGUUCAAAUGAAGAGGUGCAUAGAGUCCGGGCUCUGGGUCCCUAACUCCAAGACGGAUGAUGGGGAUGAAAAAGAGGAGGAUCCUACCUAUGAAGAGGUGAAACAGGAGCUGGAAGAAACUAAGAAGGAAUGACCAACAAUGAUUCUAUGAUGUGCUGUUUUUUCAAAUGUACUUACCCACUGUAUUGCGGCUCCACUUUGUGUAUGACUAGUUGUCCAAUCAUGAAAUAAUGAAUUUGCUUUUUAAAAAAAUAUUAAGCUGAGACUAGCAUUCACCUAUCUGAACAACAACAUUGCAUUAGUAACUCCUGCUUGGAAAAGAAAGUGCUGCUUGUGUUUAGACAUAAUCUGUGUUAUUACAUUUAUUUGUGUACACCUAUCAAUUUGUGAGUGCCUGCCUGCUUCAUUUGUGCUGUAUAGUUGAAAACCGUUCUAUACAUAUUCAGGUUGUGCACUUAAUGAUGGAUGUUUUUGUUUUUUUUGUCAUUUACACAUUUAAUGUUUUUUGUUAGACUUUCAGGGCUCAAGCAACCAUGUAUUCAGAUGGUUAUUUCCCCAAAAGUGACAUUUUCUACAAACUUGCUUAACUAAAGGUUGAAUUAUAUCCCAAAGCUCAA